Molecule: messenger RNA, 478 nt
Organism: Gossypium arboreum
Lineage: Eukaryota; Viridiplantae; Streptophyta; Magnoliopsida; Malvales; Malvaceae
Product: lysM domain-containing protein ARB_01155/01156-like
Exons: 2
Coding region: 16-297 (93 amino acids)
Source: RefSeq, a predicted model, not a curated record
CUAAAACCAACAAAAAUGGCCAAGUCCAACAAUAUUUCCAUGCUCACCAACUUUGUGUUGAUCAUUGCUCUUUUGGUCAUUGUUUCUAUGGUUGAAAGCCGUGGAAUUGGGAGUCCAAUAGGAAAGAAGAGCACCCCAAGUUGUAACGAGGUGUACGGCGUAGCGAGUGGCGACACAUGCUUCAGUGUAACACAGGUGUUUAACUUGACCACGACGUUCUUCGAUUCAGUAAACCCUAACCUCGAUUGUGAUUCUCUCUUUGUUGGUCAAUGGCUUUGUGUUUCUAGAAAAGCAUGAAUAAGCCAAGUAGUUGUUCUUGUGAUUCAAAAGUCCAUGAAUAAGGACAAGCCCAACUUGUAUCCAUAUCCAAUGCUUUUAGUUCUACAUGAAUAAGAAUAGGCCACGGAUGCGUGGUGCAUGUACUUUGUAGGUAUUUUCUUGACGAAAUUUAAAAAAUAAAGAAUCUGUUAUAUUUUCA